This is a messenger RNA of Ricinus communis (castor bean), 1822 nucleotides long. Its product is annotated as phosphatidylinositol/phosphatidylcholine transfer protein SFH9. The coding region runs from base 330 to 1343 and encodes 337 amino acids. Lineage: Eukaryota; Viridiplantae; Streptophyta; Magnoliopsida; Malpighiales; Euphorbiaceae. The transcript is spliced from 12 exons. The record is from RefSeq and is a predicted model, not a curated record.
UCUUUGAAAUCAAAAUCACUCUCUUUUUCUUAUUUUUCAAUUUUUGUCAAUAUUCAAAUCAUUUAUAACAAGAAAACAGACCCAGAUUUCAAGAAAGGCCAUUCUCUCUCUCUCUCUCUCACUCUCAUAUUGGUCCAUUAUUUUUAAAUUUGCUUACUUCAAUUCUUGAAGGGCAAAGAAAAUUGAAUCUACAAUAUUUUUUUUCUCAAAAGAAAAAAAAAAAGAAAGCCACCAGUUUUAUAUAGUAUAUAUAUUUUCAACAUCAAGCUUUGAAGCUAAAAAUAAGCAGUUCUUGUUUGAAACUGCAAAAGAAAGAGAAAAGCAAAGAAAUGGGUAUUGCUAAUCAAGAAGCAAUUAAGCAGUUUCAGUCUUUGAUGGACCAAAUAGAUGAGCCACUGAAAAAUACAUUUCAGAAUAUGCAUCAAGGUUAUCCAAAUGAAACAUUGGUUCGAUUUCUGAAAGCAAGAGACUGGAAUGUCGCUAAGGCCCAUAAAAUGUUAAUUGAUUGUCUAGAAUGGAGAAUACAAAAUGAGAUUGACAGCAUAUUGACGAAACCAAUCAUUCCAGCUGAUUUAUAUGAAGCAAUUCGAGAUUCUCAGCUUGUAGGGUUAUCAGGUUAUUCUAAAGAGGGUCUUCCUGUCAUUGCAAUUGGUGCUGGACUCAGUACAUUUGAUAAAGCAUCUGUGCAUUACUAUGUGCAGUCACACAUUCAAAUGAAUGAAUAUAGAGAUCGUAUAAUAUUGCCUUCUGCAACCAAGGAGUAUGGGCGGCAUAUUAGUACUUGUAUCAAAAUUUUAGAUAUGACUGGCUUAAGAUUCUCAGCAUUGAAUCAAAUAAAGCUAUUGACAGUUAUAUCUACAGUCGAUGAUUUAAACUAUCCCGAGAAGACUGAAACAUAUUAUAUUGUUAAUGCUCCAUAUAUAUUUUCAGCAUGUUGGAAGGUUGUAAAGCCCCUUUUACAAGAAAGAACAAGGAGGAAAAUCCAGGUUUUGCAAGGUUGUGGAAGAGAUGAGUUGUUGAAGAUCAUGGAUUAUUCAUCCCUUCCACAUUUUUGUAGAAAAGAAGGUUCUGGCUCAUCUCGUCGGACAGGGAAUGGAACUACAGAUAAUUGUUUCUCCUUGGAUCAUGAGUUCCACCAACAGCUAUAUAAUUAUAUCAAGCAGCAAGCUGCUCUUAUAGAAUCCAUUUCACCAAUCAAGCAGGGGUCAGUCCAUGUGGAUAUCCCUGAGCCGGACCCAGAAGAUGCCAACCUUGCCAAGACAAUAGAAUCCGAGCUCCACAAGUUUGGAGAUCUGAAUCGACUCUCUAACUCAUUAAAUGGCCUUAAAGUUAAUGGCCGCUAAAUCUUAGACAAUCACAAUAUUAAAAUCCUUGCUAAUACCACACCAGGCUAAAAUCUUGGUGGCUGAGUCAUUCCUGACUAGCUUUGAUGGCAGGUCUUUGUACUUCAGUUACCAAAAAUAUUACUGCUUUUCAUGCAUCAGCUCGAUGCAGGUUUAGCAAGACAAAGCUAAUAUUUUGUAGAUUUGAUAUAACCACUUUGAAGUGGGUGAUUACUCUGAUGCUAGAGCUAAAGCUAUUCCAUUAUCUGUCAUUUUAGCCGCUGCUGCCAGUAUCUUGUUGUCCCAUUCCAGCCAGUGAACUUAAUGUUGUAUAACUGCUCGAGUCAGAUCCUUUGGUGAUAAAAGGGCUAUAUUUUCAGAGGAAACUGAACACUUGAUGUAAAGUUUUUAUGAAAGUAACCUGAGAUGUAUAUUUCUUGGACACUAAAUCUCUCUCUGAAUGGAUCAAUGUUACAUUUAUAAACCCAAUUUGUAAGUUA